Chanos chanos (milkfish) is the source of this 1863-nucleotide messenger RNA. It is a transcript of the gene foxo3a, whose product is annotated as forkhead box O3A. Lineage: Eukaryota; Metazoa; Chordata; Actinopteri; Gonorynchiformes; Chanidae. The transcript is spliced from 2 exons. The record is from RefSeq and is a predicted model, not a curated record. Gene Ontology annotation, molecular function: RNA polymerase II cis-regulatory region sequence-specific DNA binding; DNA-binding transcription factor activity, RNA polymerase II-specific. Bases 1 to 1863 code for a protein of 620 amino acids. Gene Ontology annotation, cellular component: nucleus; mitochondrial matrix. Gene Ontology annotation, biological process: regulation of transcription by RNA polymerase II.
AUGGCAGAGGUGUCUCCCGAUGAACAGCUCUCUGCAUUGGGUGUAGAAAUAGAUCCGGACUUCGAACCACAGAAAAGGCCAAGGUCUUGCACCUGGCCUCUACCUCGUCCGGAAUCCGAUGGUGGGAAACCAGAAUCCACAGAGACAGAUAUUAUUCCUGAGGAGGAGGAUGAUGGCAAUGGCACUGACAGCUGUGUGCCAUGUAACGCAAAUGACCCAUCAAAGAAAACGGACUUCUUCGAGGCUGACCAAGAGAGCGGUAAUACUCCAGCUGUCGCUGGAGCCAGUGCCCCUUCCACUGACAAGGAAAACGAUGGAAUUCCCAUUCUCUCACAAAGACUAGUUGCUGCAGGUAGUGACUCGAGCAUCAAUGGCCUGAUAGCUCCGCAACCGCGGAAAUCAUCUGCUCGAAGGAAUGCCUGGGGCAACUAUUCUUACGCAGACCUCAUCACACAAGCCAUCGAGAGCUCGCCAGAAAAAAGAUUGACUUUGGCCCAGAUAUAUGAUUGGAUGGUAAGAUCUGUGCCAUACUUCAAGGACAAAGGCGACAGCAACAGUUCAGCAGGAUGGAAGAACUCCAUUCGACAUAACUUAUCACUCCACAGCCGUUUUGUCAGGGUUCAAAAUGAAGGCACUGGAAAGAGCUCAUGGUGGAUGGUCAACCCAGAGGGUGGGAAAGGUGGUAAAGCCCCACGUAGGCGAGCUGUUUCCAUGGACAACAGUAACAAGCACCUCAAGAGUGCUCGUGGCCGGGCAGCUAAGAAGAAAGCGGCCCUGCAGGUCACCCAGGACGGUAGCUCUGAGAGCUCCUCCAGCUUGUCCAAAUGGGUUGGCAGCCCUACGUCCCGUAGUAGUGAUGAACUGGAUGCGUGGACAGACUUCCGCUCACGUACUAAUUCCAAUGCCAGCACUAUAAGCGGACGGCUCUCUCCUAUUCUGGCCAACCUGGAGGUUGAUGAGGUUCCUGACGAUGACUCACCUCUCUCACCAAUGCUUUACUCCAGUCCAAGCAGCAUGUCCCCAUCCACUGGUCUAACAGAGCUGCCUCGUCUAGCAGACCUGACUGGUACUAUGAACCUCAAUGACGGGCUCAGUGACAACCUUAUGGAUGACUUCUUAGACAACAUCAGUUUGACAGCCUCCCAGCAGCAGUCUCCAGGUCAAGAUGAGAGUGGGGCUAACCAUCAGGGGAGCCCUGUGUUUACUUUCAGCUGCUCUGGCAGCAGUUUGGGCGUCCCCUCCGGCAGCUAUGGCUCCAACUUUAGUCCGCCCUCUGUCACAAGCCUGCGCCAGUCACCCAUGCAGACCAUCCAGGAGAACAAACCAACCACCUUCUCCUGUAGCUCACAUUUCAGCUCACAGAGCUUGCAGGACCUUCUUAACUCAGAGGCACACAGCCACAGCGAUGUCAUGCUCACCCAGUCUGAUCCACUGAUGUCACAAGCCAGCGCUGCCGUCCCAACUCAGAAUUCCCGUCGCAGUGCCCUGGUGCUCCAGAAGUCUUCACUGGCUGGGUGGCGAGUUAAUGGGGUCUUGAGUUCCAGAAAUGAGUCUGACUACCAAAGCUUGAUCAAACAACAUCUCCAGCAGUCUCCUACCAGGAACACAUCUAUGCAGCUCGGCUCUUCUUCUGAGUCCCUCACCCGUGCUCAGGACCGAUUCCCCACCGACCUAGAUCUGGAUGUUUUCAGCAACAGCCUUGAGUGCGAAAUGGACACAAUCAUUCACAAUGAUCUGAUGGACGCAGAAGGCCUUGAGUUCAACUUUGAUUCCCAUCUCAUCUCUACUCAGAAUGCUAACCUAAACACAGGGAACUUUUCUAGCACUAAACGAACCUCGUCUCAAAGCUGGGUGCCUGGUUGA